CCUCUUUGAAGCAGAGUGACGUCCGCGACUGUCAGAAACAGACUUAAGCUCCGCCGGCUCCAGGAGAACAGUAGCGUGAAGCUUGUGUGUAGGAAUAACCUCAGGAAUAACCAAUCAGCACCGAUAUUGCGGGGCGGGAGGACCUCAAGGGAGGACAGAUCUCCUGCCGCCUGAGAGUUGACGCCCAUCCUCAGCUGCUGCUCAUGCCGCCGGGACCUUACAGGGGAAAUAAACAUGCGUUCCUUGAUAACUUAAAAGUCUUCCCUAGGAUGAACACUAAGAGACUGCUCAGAUUCAGAUUCCUCUUUUAAGGACUUAAAUUGACACUUUAACUUCAUUGAGGUCCUGCUGUGAUGGCGGCGAAACAGAUGACAGGACAGCUUCAGGCCAUGUCAGGUGUGCCUGAAAGGUGUUUGUGUGAUCACGCACUCCAAGCGCUGGCUAUGAAUGCGUGCUUCUAAUCGCAAGACAUUGCAUUCCUAGAACGGUCGUAGGGUUUUCUUGGGAUGGAGGGUCAUAAUUAUGAACGCUUCGGGGACGGGGAGAGGGACAACUAUCAGAUUGACUACAGGAGGAUUGUGGGGGAUAUGGAACCGGCACGGCCUCGCCCGCUCAGCAGAGAUGGGGAGCAGCCCCUCCAUUGCGGCAACUACGCCCACUCCACGACGCACAGCCACGGGCAUGAGACGGCUGCCCAGCGGUACAGCGCCACGCGUAUCCAAGCCGGGUAUGAGCCAGAGAGCAUGGCCGACUACUUGAUCUCCGGAGGCACAGGCUACGUUCCCGAGGACGGAUUGACGGCACAACAGCUCUUUGCCAUCGGGGAUGGGCUGACGUACAAUGAUUUCUUGAUCCUGCCUGGUUUCAUUGAUUUUACUUCUGAUGAGGUGGACCUAACCUCUGCAUUAACACGGAAGAUCACCCUGAAGACGCCUCUCAUUUCAUCUCCCAUGGAUACAGUCACAGAGUCAUCCAUGGCCAUUGCUAUGGCAUUGAUGGGAGGGAUUGGAAUCAUUCAUCAUAACUGUACAGCUGAGUUCCAGGCAAAUGAGGUGCGCAAAGUCAAGAAAUUUGAGCAGGGCUUCAUCACGGAUCCUGUGGUAAUGAGCCCAAGACACACGGUAGGCGAUGUUUUCGAGGCUAAGAUCCGCCACGGUUUCUCUGGCAUCCCUGUUACGGAGACCGGCAAGAUGGGAAGCAAGCUGGUGGGCAUCGUGACCUCCAGAGACAUUGACUUCCUGUCUGAGAAGGACCACGACAGACCCCUCGAGGAGGCGAUGACAAAAAGGGAGGAUCUCGUAGUCGCACCCGCUGGUGUCACGCUAAAAGAGGCUAAUGACAUUUUACAACGGAGCAAAAAAGGUAAGCUUCCAAUCGUCAACGACAGUGACGAGCUGGUGGCCAUCAUCGCCCGGACUGACUUGAAGAAGAACAGAGACUACCCUCUGGCUUCCAAGGACUCCCGCAAGCAGCUGCUCUGCGGGGCAGCGAUCGGCACCAGGGAAGAUGACAAGUACAGACUGGACCUCCUCAUGCAGGCGGGGGUGGACGUGGUGGUCCUGGACUCCUCCCAGGGUAACUCUGUUUACCAAAUCAACAUGAUCAACUAUAUCAAACAAAAGUACUCUGAACUCCAGGUGGUUGGUGGGAACGUGGUGACAGCUGCUCAGGCUAAGAACCUUAUUGAUGCCGGUGUGGAUGCCCUCAGGGUGGGCAUGGGCUGCGGCUCCAUCUGCAUCACCCAGGAAGUCAUGGCUUGCGGGCGUCCCCAAGGCACAUCAGUGUACAAGGUUGCAGAAUAUGCCCGCCGCUUUGGAGUGCCCGUAAUUGCGGACGGGGGCAUUCAGACCGUUGGGCAUGUGGUCAAAGCGCUGGCUCUGGGAGCAUCCACAGUGAUGAUGGGCUCACUUCUUGCGGCGACCACAGAGGCUCCAGGAGAAUAUUUUUUUUCUGAUGGAGUGCGUUUGAAAAAGUACAGAGGAAUGGGCUCCUUGGAUGCCAUGGAGAAAAACAACAGUCAGAAACGCUACUUCAGCGAGGGAGACAAAGUGAAGGUGGCUCAAGGUGUGUCAGGGUCAGUCCAAGACAAAGGCUCCAUCCAGAAGUUUGUGCCGUACCUCAUUGCUGGCAUCCAGCAUGGCUGCCAGGACAUCGGAGCUAAAAGUUUGUCAAUUUUACGCUCGAUGAUGUAUUCUGGAGAGCUGAAGUUUGAGAAGAGAACAAUGUCUGCGCAGAUGGAAGGCGGAGUGCACGGCCUUCACUCAUAUUCCUUUGUACCAUUUAUGAGAAACGACUUUACUGAGGCUGGAGGAAAAGGAAACGCCCGCUCGGGACCGGAUGUGCCCACGCCGGCCCUGUUGAGCAGACGAACGACGCCCACGUGAAAAUACUAUUAAAGUCUCUCCUUCAUAUUUCAGCAAGGUUUUACUUUUUACAACACAAUAAGGUAAAAUGAGGCUCCUACCUUUGGCCACAAUACAAUGCGGUACUCUCUUUAUAGAGUGAGUUGUAUCCAACUAAAAAAAAAAAAAAAAAGUUUCCAUAGUUAGAAGCGGACGUUGCUGCCAUCAAUUUUAAUUUUAAUACAUACAAGUCGAACCUGAGUAUAAGUCACCUAACCAACCACACUCUGAAAGGAGUCCUGGUCUAAACAAUCGACUGAGUUCAAGAAUUAUAUUAUAAAAUAUUUAUAACGUUUAGAUGAUAAUAAUACUAUAUUUUCAUAUUAAUUGAACAAUCUUAUUAUUGUUAUAGUUUGCAGUGGCAUAAAACUGCAUUGUAUAAUAACGAGAGGUGACAUUCAAUUGUAUAGCUGUACCUAAUUAAGUGUCCACUGAGUGUGUAUUGCCUAGAAACUCAGGUACAUAAAAAUCAAAACAAUUUGUGCUCUGAAAAUGUAACAAUUUAUUUCAUCAUGAAAGGAAGGCAUCACAAACAUGUAUUUUAUUGAAAACGUUUUUUUCUUUUUUGCUUACUGUUGGAGAAAAAUCGACAUUGUACAUUCCUUUAUUACCAUCUCACUUGCACAGUUAGGUGCAAAUUCAACAGUAUGUGCCGUGGAAGGGCCCGUUUUGUGAGUGUACGUGUGUGUGAAUGAUUGUUGGAAUGUGCACAUUGAUUAAAUAGAUGACACUGAUC
Molecule: messenger RNA, 3138 nt
Organism: Syngnathus acus (greater pipefish)
Lineage: Eukaryota; Metazoa; Chordata; Actinopteri; Syngnathiformes; Syngnathidae
Gene: impdh1a
Product: IMP (inosine 5'-monophosphate) dehydrogenase 1a
Exons: 16
Coding region: 507-2384 (625 amino acids)
Biological process (GO): GTP biosynthetic process
Cellular component (GO): cytoplasm
Molecular function (GO): IMP dehydrogenase activity
Source: RefSeq, a predicted model, not a curated record